ACCCAAGCCUCAGCCUUAAUCUUUGCCCACAGGCCACGGACGACCAACAACAGGGUGGCGGCGUGGUAUCAUCUCCCGGUCGCGAACGGGCACUCCAGUUCUACGCCCUCGACUCAAGUCCAGGCGCCGGCCGUGCAACAAACACAGCGGUGCAGCUGUUUUAGUGUCCUUCUUGCGUGUCACUGAGUUCAUCUUGUCGUAACCCGUGCAAAGUCGCACGUCAUCACCAUGGCUGAAUCCCCCAUCGUCGUGCUAGUCACUACGAGAGAGCCUCUAGCACAACACGGCGGGAAAGGAGAGACAGGCAUGCUGGUUCUGGAAGACCAGAAAAUGCGCCAGGGGCGCGCUCAGCCACAAUCCGUCAAAGCAGAACUCGAGCCCAUCCCAACCAACCGGCUUUCGACGGCGCACCACGGCGCACCACGGCGCGUCCACAACUACGCUCAUGCGAGAGAGGGCGACAAUAAAACGGCAGCGUUGGUCGGGGACAACUCGCAUGCAGGGCACAAUUUCCUUUUCGUAUCAGACCCAGGAGGCCCGUUCCUUGCCAAAACCGCUAAUCCCCCCAAUGCCCCCAAUGCCCCCCCCGACUCGCCAAGUUGGACCCCUAAAAGAGAAGGGCGCGACCUGAGGGAGGGGCUAGCCGUCACCACAAGACGGAGAUUUGCGAGAGCGAGUCUUGAUACGCUAUCAACCGCCCCCCCUCCACCACCACCAGCCGACUUGCCCGAUGCCAGCGGGUCUAGCAUGCCGAGAUUCCCACUGAAGACAUCCCCCAGCUCUAAGGAUGCAUCGCUACGAGCCGGCCACUCACAGGGGCCCAGCAGCGGGGCAUCCGGCCAGUACACUGCGGCCUAUGAUUUGUCCAGCCAGACGCGAGCCCACCACCCGAGGCACUCAACGUCCAGGGACCCAGUACCCUGGAGUCCAGGAUCCAUCUAA
Ilyonectria robusta is the source of this 942-nucleotide messenger RNA. RefSeq lists its product as uncharacterized. NCBI's taxonomy places the organism in Eukaryota, Fungi, Ascomycota, Sordariomycetes, Hypocreales, Nectriaceae. The coding region runs from base 229 to 942 and encodes 237 amino acids. The transcript has 3 exons. The record is from RefSeq and is a predicted model, not a curated record.